This is a messenger RNA of Leptomonas pyrrhocoris, 555 nucleotides long. RefSeq lists its product as hypothetical. The record is from RefSeq and is a predicted model, not a curated record. Lineage: Eukaryota; Euglenozoa; Kinetoplastea; Trypanosomatida; Trypanosomatidae. The transcript has a single exon. Bases 148 to 555 code for a protein of 135 amino acids.
GCAAAAAGCCGCACUGUUUGAACGCAUUCGUAUCUCUUGCCUUUCAGCUACUUCGGCGGCACUCGCUUCGUUCAUUUUUGCCUUUGCCUUCUUGUGGAAGAUAUUUUCCAUACUUUCCGUUUCUCUUCCCCUGCUAUUUUCACAGCGAUGGGCUCUGGGAAAUCCAAGGAGGCUGGCACGACGCCGGUCAAGUUCAAGAACGGCAAGCCGACGGUGAACGGAAACCGGAUCUAUCCGAUGUUCUCGAAUUACCUCUUCCGCAUAGCUGACACCGACUCCAAGCGGUGGGCCUUCUACAACGACAGCAAAGACCUGAUCAUUCACGUAGCGGUGCUCUUCGAUUACGACUCGCAGAUCGUGCCCCUGGGCGACACCACCGCCUUCCGCAUUGACGACCCAGAGGAAGGCAACGAAGAUGACUUUGGCAAGUAUCUGUGCGAAGUGGAUCUGCGUCCCGGAGAGACACAGCUGUUCGUGGAGGGCACAGUGACCGGCUGGCGUGUCGACACCCUCGAGGCCCGCACGGCGGAGGACGAGCGUGAGUAUCGUCUCUGA